This is a messenger RNA of Thermothielavioides terrestris NRRL 8126, 1679 nucleotides long. RefSeq lists its product as uncharacterized. Gene Ontology annotation, molecular function: metal ion binding; pre-mRNA binding; U6 snRNA binding. Bases 170 to 1363 code for a protein of 397 amino acids. The record is from RefSeq and is a predicted model, not a curated record. NCBI's taxonomy places the organism in Eukaryota, Fungi, Ascomycota, Sordariomycetes, Sordariales, Chaetomiaceae. Gene Ontology annotation, cellular component: U2-type catalytic step 2 spliceosome; U2-type catalytic step 1 spliceosome; Prp19 complex. The transcript is spliced from 4 exons.
CCCGGCCGCCAGAAAGUCCGAGCUGUAGUUAGUCGCAGCAUCAUCGCAAACAGCCCUCUGUCAAGAAACCCGUCGUCGCCACUUCACACCGUCAAUAUCCCCACCCUGCAGUUCCCCCCACGCGAACGAUUCGAGAGAAGACUGGAGGAGAAUCCCCUUGCAAUACAGGAUGGCAGAAGUCGAGGUCAGGCCAGACACGGCUAUCGAGGUUCCCGGCGAGGCGCAAGAGCUCGCGCUCGCAACCACGAGCCAGGAGGUUGCGCCCCCAACAGAGAAAAAGGUCAAGAAGAUCAUUCGGCGGAAAAAGCGCCCGGCGCGUCCGCAGAUCGAUCCAGCCCUCGUCAAGUCGGAACCACCGCCGCAGACUGGCACAGUAUUCAACAUCUGGUACAACAAGUGGGCGGGCGGAGACCGCGAGGACAAAUACCUGUCGCAGACGCACGCCAAGGGAAGAUGCAAUGUCGCUCUGGACUCGGGGUACACGCGCGCCGACUCCAGGCCCGGGUCAUAUUUCUGCUUGUUUUUUGCCAGGGGGAUAUGCCCCAAAGGCCAGGACUGCGAGUAUCUACACCGCUUGCCGGGCAUUCACGACAUCUUCAACCCCAAUGUCGACUGCUUCGGGCGCGACAAGUUUAGCGACUACCGCGACGAUAUGGGCGGUGUCGGUAGUUUCACCCGCCAGAACCGCACGAUCUACAUCGGCAGAAUCCAUGUGACGGACGAUAUCGAAGAGAUAGUGGCGCGGCACUUCGCCGAGUGGGGGCAGAUCGAGCGCAUUCGCGUGCUCAAUAACCGGGGUGUCGCCUUUGUGACGUACACGAACGAGGCGAAUGCGCAGUUUGCGAAGGAGGCGAUGGCUCAUCAAUCUCUUGACCAUAACGAGAUCCUGAACGUUCGCUGGGCGACGGCCGAUCCGAACCCGAUGGCGCAGAAACGGGAGGCGAGACGAAUCGAGGAGCAGGCUGCCGAGGCCAUCCGGAAGGCAUUGCCGGCCGAGUUUGUUGCCGAGAUUGAGGGCAAGGACCCCGAGGCUCGGAAACGGCGCAAGCUGGAAAGCAGUUACGGCCUCGAGGGGUACGAGGCACCCGAUGCGGUGCACUUUGCGCGGGGGCCAAACGCGGUUAACCCUAGAGGCCGAGAGGGUUAUGCGCUUGAGCACGAGCAGCGGCUGAUGAUUGAAGCUGGGGAAGCUCAGACGGCGGAGGCGCCUGCCCAGGAGCAGGACCAGCCCCAGGCAGGGGGGAUCCUCUCGAGCAGCACCCUGGCCGCUCUGCAGACAGCCCAGGUGGCUGUCGCCUCAAAACCAAAGGCGACGCCCCCAUCUGGGCCAUUAGUAGCGUAUGACAGCGACGACAGCGAUUAGAAGGAGGGAACGUCGUCCUGGGCCGGCCCCAAGUGGUAAAGCCCGGGUUCUGUAUGUACAUAUCCAUGACCGGCACGUUCUGCCCCGCCUCCUCCACCGGCGUCUCCCACUCCCUCUCGAUCACGGCGGUAAUCAGCCCCUGCACCGUCCCGCUCGCCAGCGUCUUCUGCGCCUGGUACGGCCCGAACACGCCGGCCCGCACCGCCGCCGACACCAGCGCCUUGACGUGUCCCAGCAUGAACACGUACGCGGUCUGCUCCAGGCUCAGCCCGACCAGCGCGCACACGGCGCCGAACAGCGGCGCCAGAUGUGCCGC